Molecule: messenger RNA, 3908 nt
Organism: Apodemus sylvaticus (European woodmouse)
Lineage: Eukaryota; Metazoa; Chordata; Mammalia; Rodentia; Muridae
Gene: Ccdc92b
Product: coiled-coil domain containing 92B
Exons: 4
Coding region: 141-1040 (299 amino acids)
Source: RefSeq, a predicted model, not a curated record
ACGUUGCUGGGUGUUUACGCCCGAAGCCUGCCCUGGGCCCCCCACCUCUGCGCCCCGGAGCCCCCCGGAGCCUCGGAGUCCGCGCCCCACAGCUUCGCAGCAGCUGAUGGCGCCGCAGCCCGGCCGCGCUCUGCGGAUCCAUGAGAGCAGCUAGCGCGGGAGAAGAGCUCUUCCCGAGACCCAGCGAGGCCCGGGCCCGGCCCGGUGGCUCUCUCGGGUCCGCAGGUGGGGCCCAGGCCUGGGUUGCCAUGGAUACCGUGUCCCUGGAGCAUCAGAUCCAGAGCGUGCAACGCCACAUCAGCUUCCUGAAGAAGGAGCAGAUGGCCCUGCUUCGAGACCUGCACCUGGAGAUCCUGAGGCUGCAGAAACGCUGCUCAGAGCUGACCCACGACCUGGAGAUGAGAGAGGUCCAGUCUCACCAGCAAGAGGAGGCGUCCCGUGAACUGGAGGGCAAGUGCCGCGCGCUGGAGUCGCAGCUGGAGGCACGGGCGGCGGCCAACGCGGAGCUGCGGCGGGAGGUGGCGCAGCGGGAGGCGCUGGUGUCCGCGCUGCGCUGCAGCCUGCGCUCGGAGGAGCGCCGCUUUCUGGAGGAGCUGCGCCGCCGCAGCCACCGCGCCACGGUGCUGGGCACCGAGCUGCAGAAGCACACCGAGGCGGCCGCCUACCUCUCCUGCCAGCUGCACGCCGCGCGCCAGAGACUGCAGGCUCCCCGCUCUGGCGCCUCGGCCGCCGAGCCCCGGGUCCGCCGGCGUGCACAACGGGCUCGCCGUGCUCCCGAGGCGGCCGCCAAGGCUCCGGGCCGGGACUGGGCGACCUGGGAAGACGCCGAUCCCAUGCCGGACCCAGCGCUCUUUCUCUACCCACGGAGGCCGCCGCGGCCCAGCGCCCGUGGCCCUCGCCCUCUGCAACGCCAGGAGAUGCGGGACCAAGACGCCCUGCACCCCGUGCCACACCAGGAGCCCCGGUACCGAGGCGGCCCACACCCGGGGCCCAGCGAGAGCCCAGCCGCCGCGCCCAGCGCCCCGGGGGAUCCUGAGUAGGCGCAGGGCUGGCGGCGGCAACCGGGAAAGCAGGCCUGGCCAGGCGGGAUCAGGGAUGGGGUGGAGUCCAGCCGGCAGAUCCGCCCCAGCUCCGCCACUCGCUAGAGCCGCCCCCGCUUGUGUGUUUCCCGAGAUGAACCGUCUUCUCCGGAGAGGGAGCUCCUUUGCAGAGGCAACGCCAAAGCAACGCACCUUUUUUUGUCGUGCACUGGCAGUAAUGACCCUAAUCUGUGUACCACCCCCCAGCCCCUGGGGGGUAGGGGGAAUGGGGUCUUGCCUGUCCCUGGAAAGCUGACAAUCCCUGUCCCUAGGGCGGGAGAAGGCUGGGUCUGCCUACAGGAAGGAACAAGGUGGCACUUGGCGCCGCUAGGCUCUCAAGCACCCCUUCCCUGCUUUCUCCCCUCCCAUUCACCCCCCCCCCCCCCAGCCCUGCCCAGCCUUUUGCUCGGGAGAGGCAAGCUUAGGAGCUGGCUCGUGUACUCGGAAGUAGCUACUCCCCACCCCACUGAUAAGUCCUUGAAGGUGAGCACGGAACACUUUAGAAUCUAUUUUAGAAGUCACACCCUCUCAGAGCCGCUGUGUUCCUGGUGGCAGUUGACUUACAGAAAACAGUAAGGCUAGACCCUUGAAGCCAGUCACGGAAGAGGAACUGAUUGGUUCUUCCCAGGUUUGUCGUGUAGGGGUGCAGGCGAUUGGAGACAGGCAAGCUGGGGCUCAGAUUUGGCUUGGCAAGGGCAGCCAAAAGGGCCUCUCGCCCUUCUGUUCCCGAGGCCACUUUAGAGACUUCCCAGUCCUGUUACAGGUGCUAAUCCUGCCCAGCUUCCCAAACAGCGGCCGCACCCAGAGGCAGGAAGGAGAGCCUGGCUUCUCUGAAGUGGCAGCUAGCCUUAGAAACUUGAUUUUUCUGGAGAGGAAAGUAAAGACUGGUUAGACCUUGGUGGUACCCAUCACUGGAAAGGCCUCUAAGCCUGUAGAACCUGGUGAUAAUGGGGUGCUCCUGUGUGGUUGGGAGUGGUAAGCAGAGAACAGAAUCCCUUUCCCAAUUCUCACUACCAAAGGCAGGCAGCUUCUGUCCAGCUCAUGAUUGGACCCCAUGUCAGAGCCCCAGAACCCCACUCCACCACUCUUGGUUUGACCUGCUUUGAGUCUUAAGUGCCUGUGAGGUCUUCCCUGGGGCUUCUGAGAGAAGAUACCUCUCUUCACCCAGACACUGGCCCCCUAGCAGGUCCUGGCCCUGGCAAAGGCACCACAUUGUAUGUGUCACCCAAGGUCUUGAGGUAAGCAGUCUGUCUCUGCAGUUGACAAACUUCUUCAGUCAUGGCCACCAGGAAGAAAAAGAACUCCUAGCUCAUGUCCUCGGCUCUGUAAGAGGAAUCAGGAAUUUGGCAGGUAGCCAAAGGCAGUGAGCACAUUCUACCCUGAUCCUGCACACAGGCCCUCCCUGAAGGGCAGCAGAGGCCACUGAGCCAUAGCUAGGCUUGGGCUAAGCUGUCUAGCUAUGGUAGCUGGAUGCAGAAGCAGAACCCUGGAUUCCCUCCUAGGGCCCCCAACCUCUACCCCUUAAGCCCAGCAGCAAUACCUGUCCCACUUGUCACUCACCACCCUGUCCAUCUGGACCCCGCCUGUGUGAGGGACCCCCUCUGCUCCCCUGGAGGUGCCUGAAGGUCCGUGGGAGAGGAGUGCUACCUUCUUGGGUCACCUGCACAGACCUACACCUCUUGGAACCAUACUUUUGGGGUGAACAGGGUGACUUUGUUAGGUUGACUUUUCUAGAGAGAGAGCUCUUUCUCGUCUGUCCACCCACUAAAAGCCAUAGCUACCCCCAGCUAGCUUCCCUUUAAACUAUAGCAAUAGUUCUCUUCCUUUUCUCUUCUGGGUACCCAGGGUAUUCAGCUGCCUCUAUCAAACCCCAUCCCUAGGUUCAGACAGUAACCUACCUCCCUUUCCUCACAUGACCCUGUCAGUACCUCCCAAAUCCUGUUCCUCUGCUCACAGCAGAGAUAAUGAUAUCUGUGAGGUGUUUGCAGAGCUUCCAGAUGAAAGGGUCUAAGGGUACCACUGGAGAUCUCGGGGUGGGGGUUGGAUAAUGCAACUCUUCUGUCAGUGAGAGUGAUAGAAAGGCCCAGGCAGAUCCAGGAUUCUGGUGUUAUCAGCACACCCUUUCCCUCUUGUGGAAAUGAGGAAAGACUCCCUUCAUUGGUCAUCAGGCAAGGACUGCCUCAGGCUCCCACUCUGGGACACGCCCUGCCCUUAGCUUCCUUCUCUUCCCUUCAGCCACAGCCCAGGAAAGACCCAGUGGCCAAGAAGGGAACCAGCCAUUUAAUUUCUCUGUUGUACACAUCCCCAUCAAGAGACUGAGGUGGUUCACGUGGACACGCAGAGUCCUUAGCGGGUAUCCCACAUUGCAAGCGUAGGCAGACCAGAAGGAAGAGCAGUGGUGGUGUCCUACAUUCUAGAAGCCAUUCAGGAAGGCGUGAGCGAUGCAGUCCGGGGUUCUACACCCUUCAUCACUGUAUCCUUGCCAAGGCAGCCUGUUCUUUGCGGACCAGUUCUGGGCCAAGAUGGGGCAGCUCAUCCCUAUAUGAGCAGCAGGGUAGAGUCAUCCUGGAUGGAGGUGAAAGGGAAGGAGGCCAGAGGGUGUGAAGCAUCUUCUCAUCUGGGGUCGGGGGUCUCCUAGGCACCCAUUCCCACUUUUGUGCCAGCCUGGAAUGGGAGGCGUGCAGGGCAGAGCCUGCUCCACAUUCUCUGUUGGCUGCGCUUUUUAAUCCAGUGCUUUUCAGAGUGUAUUCACUCACCUACAGAAAUAGAGCCCUGUGCUGUAGGGGUGACUGUCAUAUGCCUUAUUCUUAAUAAAACGUUUGGAAAACA